Molecule: messenger RNA, 342 nt
Organism: Linum tenue
Lineage: Eukaryota; Viridiplantae; Streptophyta; Magnoliopsida; Malpighiales; Linaceae
Source: the annotation of a GenBank genome assembly
AUGCUCAGCAUAUCGAGCGGUGACGAGGAAGUGAGCAAGGAUCGGCCGCCGGCCAAAGGGAGAGCCGGCGGCGGUGGAGCCGGAAGGGGAGGGAAAGACGACGACGGGUGGGAUGGCGGGGAGCCUGAUUGCUGGAAGCGAGUGGACGAGGCCGAGGGCCUCUCGGCAACGGUGGGCCGAAGUCAGUGGCGGUUGAGUAGACCGGCAACGGCGGCACCCUGCACGAGCCUCGACGGUUACACUUCCGGAGUAGUGCGGUGGUUACAUCGUGCGGAUAUCGGUCCAGAUAAGUACAGCCUCCCUUAUUUUUUAUUUAUUUUCCUUUAUAAUUGUCCUCCAUAA